CGGAAUAUAAAAUUUGGAGGCGCGGCAUGCAGGUUUGUUUCCCAGAGAGCUGAGAGAAGAACAGCAAAUUAACUGAAUGCGACAGUAAAGCCUUGUGGAGGUUUUUGGUUGAAGAAAAUGAGUAAAGAGGCACAAAUGAGAGCGACAAUUAACCAGAAACUAAUUGAAAUGGGCGAGCGAGAGCGACUCAAGGAGUUGCUCAGAGCGAAACUUAUUGAAUGUGGGUGGAAGGACCAAUUAAAAGCGCACUGUAAAGAUGUGAUCGGGGAAAAAGGACUGGAGCAUGUCACAGUGGAAGACUUGGUUGCAGAAAUCACGCCAAAAGGAAGAGCUCUUGUACCAGACAGUGUGAAGAAAGAACUUUUGCAGAGAAUAAGAGCAUUUUUAGCUCAGCAUGCCACACUAUAAAUGAAACCAUUGCUGCUUUUUCCUUUGUUUAUUCGUAGCCCUGACAAAAAUCAAUUUCCCAUUUCUUUCAGUACAUUCACAAGGUGAAAUUAAUAAAUGGUAAUUCUUCAGUUUUAAGUUAGUUUUUGAUAUUUACUUUUUUUGCAAAACAAAUUAAAUGAAUUUUAAAAAGUCAUAUUGAUCAUGUAUUUUUGUUACUGUUACACAUUUAAGAAUGGCAUAACAGGUGUUUUCUACAGUCAUAGUAAAUUCAUUUUUUCCUAUGAAAAUCAUUUUCACUUGUACAAAAGGGAUUCUCAGCUGUGUUGUUGGUGAACCACGCGCUUGAAUUUGUUUAAGCUGAGGUCUUGCGUCGCGCAUAAUUCACCCCCUUAGUUGCCCUUUUCAUUUAGUUGCUGAAGAUAUUGUGGAUUGCUUUUCCACUAUUGCAUUUCAUAAAUAAAUGUCUAAUAAUUUCUAAAUAAAAAUUAAAAUCUUGGAAGUA
Messenger RNA from Lepisosteus oculatus (spotted gar), 892 nucleotides. It is a transcript of the gene eny2, whose product is annotated as ENY2 transcription and export complex 2 subunit. The record is from RefSeq and is a predicted model, not a curated record. NCBI's taxonomy places the organism in Eukaryota, Metazoa, Chordata, Actinopteri, Semionotiformes, Lepisosteidae. Gene Ontology annotation, cellular component: nuclear pore; SAGA complex; DUBm complex. Gene Ontology annotation, biological process: regulation of transcription by RNA polymerase II; positive regulation of DNA-templated transcription; poly(A)+ mRNA export from nucleus. Gene Ontology annotation, molecular function: chromatin binding; transcription coactivator activity.